Branchiostoma floridae (Florida lancelet) is the source of this 1432-nucleotide messenger RNA. Its product is annotated as proline-rich proteoglycan 2-like. The transcript has a single exon. The record is from RefSeq and is a predicted model, not a curated record. Lineage: Eukaryota; Metazoa; Chordata; Leptocardii; Amphioxiformes; Branchiostomatidae. Bases 151 to 1413 code for a protein of 420 amino acids.
AGGAACAGCUCCGACAAUACAGUUUCAAACCCCGGUGCUAAACGCCGUCGCCAAGCACACAAAACAGGCGCGAACGUGUAUCCUGUUCAGGACAAAGUGGAAGACAAGGUCCCUGAAUCAACAAUCACACAGCAUCAGCAUUGUAAAGACAUGCCGCCGGAUGUGUUAAUCUUGGGUGACUCCAACACAAAGCCAAUCAAGCCAGACGUCAUGUAUCCAGACAAACGUGUAACAAAAGAGAUAACCUACAACAUAACACAAGCUACAGACCACAUCCAACAGUCAACCAUGCCCGCCCCAAAAGUUAUACUGUUCCACAUUGGAACUAACGACGUACGAGACAAACGGGAUCCAACGGCUGUUUCUGAGGGUUUUCGAAAACUAAUUCAGACUUCCCGCGAUAAGUUCCCCCACACUCCACUGGUUUUCUCCGCCAUUCCGCCCAGACGCGACUCAAAGCUACAAGAAAUUGGCGAACAGGUGAACUCUUUCCUGAAUGUCGUAUCUGAAGAAACCAGCUACGUACACGUGACGGACAACAGCAACCUGUCAAACAUGGGGACGAUCAAGGAAGCCCUAUAUUGCCAAGAUGGUUACCACUUGAAUAGGUUCGGAACCCGCGUGAUGGUCUCUAACAUUAAAAGAGUGGUUAACCCUAUCAUAGGUCUGGGUAACUACAGCAGUAAGGGUACAAGGGCAAACUUCCAGUCACUCCCUGGUCAAUGUGCUGUGCCUCCAAGAUUCUACCAGCAUCCCGCAAACGGUCAGAGACAACCCCCACGUUCUCUCGUGGUUGGAUCUCAAGGUCAAAGUCAAGGCCUUCCCCGAUCACCAAAUGCACCUGCAUCAAACCAACGUUCAACUGUACUGUCCGGACGUGCCGUCGGAACUUUUCCAGCCAGUUCUCCUUCGGGACAGCCAAACGGACAACCCCGUGAUGGUGGUACUCCAUCACCGGCACCGCCUGGACGUCCUGCCGUGUUCGGUGCACCUGCCUCGGGACAGCCAGACGGACAACCCCGUGGUACCCCACCACCGGCACCGCCUGGACUUCCUGCCAUGUUCAAUGCACCUGCCUCGGGACAGCCAGACGGACAACCCCGUGGUACUCCAUCACCGGCACCGCCCGGACUUCCUGCCGUGUUCGGUGCACCUGCCUCGGGACAGCCAGACGGACAACUCCGUGGUACUCCAUCACCGGCACCGCCUGGACGUCCGGCCGUGUUCGGCGCACCUGCAAGAGACUCUCGCCUACAGCCGAGUCAGCGUUCGGGACCAUGGGGAAGCCCGCCUCCCUUCUUCAACUUCCCACCUGCACCAUGGGGCCUUCCACCUCCGAACACUACCCGAAUGGCUCCUCCACCUUGGCCCUGGCAUCCAGCCCUGAUGUGGCCGCCCAUGCCGAUGUGGUAGGAAAAGUAUAAGUAUAAGU